GCUCCGUGGAGCAGCAGCUGAGCGCGCAGCCGGAGACGGAGUGCCAAGCCCCCCCACACUGGUGUCUCCUCCUCCUCCCACCCUGCAACUCUGAGGCUUCUCCUUCUUGCCCCCCUCCUCCUCUUCUUGUAGUUUCCUCUUCCCUGGCCACUUCAGAGCCCCAGCGUGCAGGAGGACUGCGGGUGGGAGCAGGCGCAACAGGGAUGCGACAGCAAUGCGCGCACCGCUCCACUCUUUUGUCAUGUCCUCUCAUCCCCGACGACUUCCAGGUUUAAUAUUCUUGCACGGAUACUUGCAGGAGCACUGGCAGGCAGAGGCGUGCACCGGACACCUGCUGCUGCAGCGCUGCUGCACCGACCUGCAGGUGAAAACCUUCCAGAACGCCCAGACCUCCGCCAUCAUGUGACUCUGUCACCUCCAGCCAACUUCAGAGGGGUCACCGAGCGUCUCCAGUCAUCCAUUCCUCUUCUUCUCUUCUUUUGAAUGAAUCAGCAUGAGUACUUUUUGGCAUUUUCUGCUUCUUCUACUCACAUCUCUCGUCAAAGCCCAGGUAACUCAGGAACUACCCCCAGGAGUCGUGACAGAGGCAGCCAACACCACCGACCCUUCCAUGAACAGUACAAGAACUUCAGAAAGCGCCAGCGACUCCUCCGGCUCCUCCAGCCCCACGGAGACCUCGGAGAUGGCAGGAACCCCUUCGGAAGCUCCCACGGAGGAGGAGGACGACUGGUCCCCGGCAGAGACCUUCUUGUACACCGGAGACCCCUCUGCUCUGAAGAUGGGGCGCUGCUCCCGGGCGUACAGCACUCCUGGCCAGAGAGGACCUCUGCCCAGCAACUUCAACGCCCCCCUGCAGCCAGCUCUGGACGCUCUGGCCAACACUGCCAACUUCCUCAACAUGAUAUUCCAGGCCAGCGACCUGCGGGAGAGCACGGUCAUGGAGGACAUGGAGUGGUACCACGCCCUGGUCCGUGCCCUUCUGGAGGCCGACGUGCUCAUUCAGCGGGCCCUGCUGACCUUUGAUGCCGACCCGACCGCCCAGUUGCCACAACUGGUGCUUCGCGCCACCCGUAACUGGACAGCCAAGGUGCAGACCAUCGUCCUCCAGGACAUGUCCAGGGCUUGGGAGAGCCUGCACCCUCCGGCCCCGGCCCCCGACGAUAGUUGGUUCAGCAGGCUGAAGUUCCCAGAGACCAACCAGCCGGUCGCAGCCCUGUCCAAGCGGGUGCUGCUCAACGACCUCAGCACCUUGGACACACCUAAGUGGGCUCAGGGCGACAGCUAUGUGACCAAUCGCAGUGGGGUUCGCUGGGCCAGCGGGCCCUUCCUGGACUGCAAGGAUGGCCGCUUCGUACCGGCCUGGGUGCUCACCCUGUCCACCUCCUUCUACGGGCUCAAGCCCGACCUGACCCCGGAGUUCAGAGGCGUGAUACGUGUGGAUGUCAACAUUCAGGACAUCGACUUGAACCAGUGCACGACAGGGGAGAGCUGGUUCGCAGACACUCACCAGUGCAACCGCACCAGCAUGGAGUGUGUGCCGGUCCCGGGCCGAGGCUUCCGACUGGGCCAGUACUGCUGCCGGUGUAAAGAGGGAUACUACAACCCGGACAUCUCAGCCGAAGACUCAGAUGGAGUUCCUGGGAACGGCAGUGACACCAGCGUUAUGUGCUACCCCAACAUGCCCAUCUGCCUGCCCUGCUGGCCGGGCUGUAAGAGCUGUCAGGACAGCACGCCCUGCUGGGUGCAGGAGGACGGGCUGCUCCGGGCCGGCGUGCUGGCCAUCCAGGCCGUCUUCAUGACGCUCAUCUUCGUCAGCAUGCUGGUGUCCUACCAGCACCGCCGCAACAAGAGGAUCCGAGCGUCCGGCCUCCUGCUGCUGGAGACGAUCCUGUUCGGCUCUCUGCUCCUCUACUUCCCGGUGUUCAUCCUGUACUUCAAGCCCAGCACAUUCAGGUGCAUUCUGCUGCGCUGGGUCCGGAUGCUCGGCUUCUCCAUCGUAUACGGGACCAUCACACUGAAGAUGUACAGGGUGCUGAAGGUGUUCCUGUCACGCACGGCCCAGCGAGUGCCCUACAUGUCCAGCUUCCACCUGCUGAGGAUCCUGGGAGUGAUGCUGAUGACGGUCAGCUGGUUCCUGUGCGCGUGGACCGUGGGGGUCCUGCAGAACCGGGACAGGAACAUACCCGUGUUCCUCACGACCAACACGGCGGACGGGCAGGGCUUCAACCUGUGUUACCUGGACCGCUGGGACUACAUGAUGGCUGUGGCCGAGCUGCUGUUCCUGUGCUGGGGCAGCUCCCUCUGGACCGCCGUCAGGCCCGUCCCGUCAGCCUUCCAUGAGCCGCGCUACAUGGGCAUCGCCAUCCACAACGAGCUGCUGCUGUCCUCCAUGUUCCACGUGUUCCGAUUCACCUUUCCGUCCGUCCAUCCUGACUGGAUGCUACUGCUCUCCUUCAUCCACACCCACAUCACCAUCACGGUGACUCUGGCCUUGCUCCUGGCUCCAAAGUUCCUCCACGUGUCUAAGCCUGGCCGAGAGGAGAUAGCAGCAGAGGUAUACGAGGAUGAAGUGGAUCUGCGGCGCUCCACCUCGUACCUUCACAGCAGCUUCCGCUCUGCUUGGAGUGAGCGUGUGGACCCGGAUGACUUUCGGGAUGAACUGAAGAAGUUAUAUGUCCAGUUAGAAGUCCACAAGACCAAGAAGAUGACGGCAAACAACCCUCACCUGCCGAAGAAGCGCAGUUCUCGGUGUUCACUGGGGAGGUCCAUCAUAAGGCGCAUUGCUGAGUUCCCAGAAUCUAUGAGCCGGCAAUGCAGCCGCGAAGAGAAAGAUGGAUCUUUCCGCAGUACGAGUGAGAAUCAUUCAGACUCUUUCAGGACGGUCCCAGAUACUAUUAGUAAUAGUUGUAGAAGUUCAAUAAAAUCCCGCUCACCAUCCAUACGCAAGUCCUACAGCGACUACCACCAUGUCAGGGAAAGGGACUCUUCCCUGCGAGACUCCAGGUUGAGGGCAGAUUCUGUGCAGAGAGCCUCUCAGCGAUCUGAAACAGACUCUCUGGAUAUCCCAGCAGGAGUCUGCAAGUCAGCCAGCGCGCAGAAUCUAACAAUUGAUACCAACCUCCUACAUCCGGACCACAGCAGGCUGCAUAAAUCUUGGAGCCUGAGCUCCUCCACCACCCACUCUAUAGAGAAUAUAUCCAAGAUCUCCAGAUCCAGCACGGUAAGUUCAAGGCAGAGCAUAAGUGACCAGACCCGGAGCGCUCUCCAGUCGGAAUCCUUUGACAAGACUGAGGUCUGCCCUUGGGACGUGGAGCCAGAACAAGCGGAGGAAAAGAACCAGAAGCACGUCACCAUCGCAAACUCUGAGAGCAGUGAGGAAAGGAAGCCACCGUCCCCGAAGAAACUGAUCUGUCCCUGGGACCAUUUACCGCCCGUGGAAAAGACUCCGCCCGUGGAAAACACAUCACAAGAUGACACUGUGUCCACUAAAGUACCAGUUACUGCAUCUAUAAGUGUACCGGGCUCCCCGUUCCCAAAGGUCACCAAAGAAAAACGCGCCUUCUCCUUACGCACCACCACUAAUAAGUGGCUCUCUGUGAAAUCUAUUAUUGCAACCGCAGAUUCGGGCAACAAGUCCAACAAAGACGGAAAUUUGGAUCGAGAAGAUUCUGUUUCACAAAAGAGCCAGGAAAGUGCUUCCACGACCCCAAGGUCUGGAUCCUCGAGUAGACGUCCAAGUGUGGAAAGUAGGACUCUGCUGAAAUUAAUAUCAGCAACAGACGCCAAACCAAGUCUUGUGAAGCAAACUGCAGUCAGGCUGUCGUCCGUGGACUCAACGGACAAAAGUCCAGGAAGGCUCUUGAUUAUGAAAUCAUCUGUCUACUCUGGAGAUGUCGAUGACUUGCAGAAAGAUGGCAACUCUGAACACGGUUUUCUAUCUCGGCAGAGCAGCAAACGCAGUAGCAUAAGUUCCUGGGGCAGCUCAAGAACUCCUUCCAUGCACAGAAGAGGUAGUGCUCAACUCAGACUUGUCAGUACCGCCUCCCCCUCAGAUGUGUGUCCAUGGGAAGGAAGUGGUUCUGCCCCACAGGGAGAAGGACCGAGAAAGCAGCAGAGCAUCAAGGAAUCACAAGUGCAUGAACGAUCUAACGUAUGUCCAUGGGAAACACCAGACCAAGGGAAUGUGGGAGGAAAAGUGGGGGGCAAACCUGAUGUGUGUCCUUGGGAAUCCCAAGAUAUUCCUGCGUCUGGUCAAACCGCCCUGACCAUGACUUCACAGCCUCAGCCGUCUUUAAAACCUGUAGGAGACGUAUGUCCAUGGGAGACUGCAGAAAACCCCCAAAUUUCGAUACAAGACAGUGAACAUGGGAAUGUUUGUCCUUGGGAUGCUCCGGCUGAAGCCGUAUCUGAGAACCUGAAUCCCUCGCACAAUAUGGGAACGCUGACUGUUCCCUUUCGACAAGAAGUCAUGAAACCCGCCAUCUAUCCCAGUGCGUCCAAGGAUGGUAUGAGUAAUAACCAGUCACGCAAUACUCUCUCACCUUCGUUGAAUCAGGGUGAGCAAACAGCCAAGACAGCUGAUAGCUGUCCAUGGGAGUUCCCUGAUCCACCGAAAAUCGUAGAAAAUAUUUGUCCAUGGGAAGGGGCGAGCGAGGAGCCUGCAAACAUAGACUCGGCUUCACAAAUGACAAUUAAGGUGGACAUUUGUCCCUGGGAAACUUCGCAUCAAGACCAACCAGGUAAUGUGGAAAAAGACGCCACGCCCAUAAAAACUGCUCCCGUAGAGACUGAAGCUGCAGAAGGCACGAGAGUAAAUGUGUGUCCCUGGGAAACUGGGCCCCCAGAAAAAACUACAGAUACAGAAAUGGAGCCACAGGGGCUGGAAAAACCUCUGGAUGUUUGUCCUUGGGAGACGGGGGAGCCAGAGAUUGCCAAAACACCAGACAGUCAUGAAAGAGAAGCUGCAAAUCAGGCAAAUGUUUGUCCGUGGGAGACAGAGAUACCCGCUAUAGUGAAACCUGAAGAAUCAAAACCAACAGAGACGCCGCAAGGACAGGGAAACUCUGGAGGAGAUGCCUCUCCACCAAAAACAGAUGCAACGACAGACAGCAGUCAGGGAGAUGUCUGUCCGUGGGAGACAGAAGAACCUAAAGUAGCAAAAGACAACGUUUGUCCGUGGGAGACGGAAGAACCUAAAGUAGCAAAAGACAAUGUUUGUCCAUGGGAGACGGAAGAACCUAAAGUAGCAAAAGACAAUGUUUGUCCAUGGGAGACGGAAGAACCUAAAACGCUGAAGAAGCAAGACAGUGACCGGACAAGCGUUUGUCCAUGGGAGACGGAAGAACCCCAAGCGAUCACACAGCAGGACGGCGCUCGGGGGGACGUUUGUCCAUGGGACACAGGAGACACUGAAGUUGGAAAAACACAAGUUAGUGUUACGACAGAUGUUUGUGCUUUGGAGAGCGCAGAGUCAGGAGUUACAGGCAGGAAUGGCAGCAAUGGAGCAGAAAAUGUGUUUGUUACCAACAGUAACAACGAUGAAGCCACAGAAAACCAACUUAUGGACGGGGGUCCGGCAGACAUUGACACCGAGGAAAUGGAUGAGUCCAAAGCAAGCAUGGCCCUGGGCCGGCGUGAUGCGUUAUGUCCUUGGGGAGUCGGAAUGAGCGCAUCAGGCUCCUUCACAGACAAUAACUCGGAUGUCUUUACGUGGGAACCGGAGAAUAUUCCAGAGGAAGAUGAGGAAGAUGACGCAGAGAUUGCUGGAGAGGCGUUUGUAUUCCCAUCUGACUUAUGAUCUAUGAUCUAAACCUGGCCAACGUUUAUUUCUGGCUUCCCCUGUCAGAUCAAGGACACGUGACCUCCAGAAAGACUGGAGCCCCGGCGACAGUGGGGAACCGCAGGCCCAACAGAACUGCUUCCCUACAUUUAGCAGCAACUAGGGCAUGUGAAAAAGAAAUCACUGAAAUAAUUAACUGAUAACAAAAACCAAUGUCUCAAGUUUGCUUUUCCAGUUAAACCAUGGUCCUGUGUAACUCGUAGAGACUCGGUGAGCUUGACACUAAAGGCUGGGCAAACAAAUGUCACAUCACUGAAGCACAUUAAGUGGACUUAUUCCAGCCUCGACUGGUCCAGCAAUGACAUGCAGACGAACCGGGUGCUGGAAGGACAUGCAAGGUUAUCACAGGAAGUCUCCUUUGUUCCUGCUUCUACCCCUGAUUUGAAAUUAAAACAUAUUUUUUGCCAUUGCUGAGGUGAGAUGGUAACAAAAUCUGCAUUGCUCACAAAAAAACAAAGAGGAAUUAAAGUCUAAUCCUACACAAUUUACAUCAAUGUUUCCCUCGUCAUUAUAAUGUUUGUAGUAGAAUACAGUUUUACAAUGGGAUGUCAGGCUGCUUUUCAGUUAUAAUUAUUUAAAAAAUUAACAUAAAAUAAGCAGCAUCCUCCCAAAACUUCAGGCUCUUCACCGAAAACUUGACACAUUUUCAGUUUUCACGAACGUCGUUAUUUCACAGCCACAUUACAUACUCCUAAACAGGAAAAUGAAUCAUACCGCAGUAACUGAAUGCGGUAAUGUUGUUCUCAUUUCAACAAAUAUGUAAAAAUGUAAUUAUUUUUUUUUAAUGGCAUAAACCAAUAAAAAAAAAAAUUUAAUUUUUAAGAUUUCUGCUCCUUUGAGUUUAAUUCUUGUGUCUUUGCAGGUUAGAUGGAGCGCACAAGACAGAAUACAGGCGGUAAAAUUUAUGUUAAAAGACUGAAUUAGGCAAAAAUAUUUGCAAAAUUGAUUAAUCCAGUUUAUUUUAAAACAUUACAGCUGCUUUCACAAAAUUCCACUUGUCCUAAGAAUUAUGGUUAAUUUAUUGACUUUGUUAAUUAUAUAGUUGUAUAGCUCAGUGAAAAUCUUAAUGCAAACUUUUAUUUACCAAAAAAGAGUAGUAAAGGGAUAAACUCUGGUUAUAAUCAUCUUUAGUGUACAGAAAUUAAAUCUGGUUAAUUACAGAUCAGUAAAAUAUUUUUCUUUAUACAUUUCAAUUAUGAGCUGAUAAUUUAAGUCGGGUUCCAUAUUAAAACGUCUGGCAUUAAUCUUUAAUACAUUCUGAAGUUUAAUUCCCAAGUUUCAGAGAAAAAGCUUGUGAAAGCCAUAGGUAUGUCGUAAAUGUUUUAUGGACUAACUUUUUUAUGUGUUCUUGUGUGUGAAGUUAUUUUUCUGUUCACAUCAGCAGUAACGAGUCAUCAGCGGUGACGAACGCUUCACUGGUGUCCGUUACUUUCAAACAGCUCAAGUUAUUCUUCGAGUCAGUACAUCAACUGUUAAAUGUGGCACCUUUUUUGUCACGGCAGCAUAGUUUUGUGAGCAUUGUUGAAUGUUUGUGUUUCUGAAAGAGUGUGCCGUAAACUGUUGUCAUGUAAAAGUAAUAUCUUGUAAAACAGCCCUUGACUUGCACUGACGUGUGAAGGAGACGCUACUUUUUAUUUUUGUAAUCCCUGAAACCAACAUGCAGUAUAUUCAUCACUGAAAUAAACCAAUUUCUAUAGAUCUGUGCCUUU
Molecule: messenger RNA, 7548 nt
Organism: Cololabis saira (Pacific saury)
Lineage: Eukaryota; Metazoa; Chordata; Actinopteri; Beloniformes; Belonidae
Gene: gpr179
Product: G protein-coupled receptor 179
Exons: 11
Coding region: 494-5797 (1767 amino acids)
Biological process (GO): G protein-coupled receptor signaling pathway
Cellular component (GO): membrane
Molecular function (GO): G protein-coupled receptor activity
Source: RefSeq, a predicted model, not a curated record